Molecule: messenger RNA, 1461 nt
Organism: Drosophila takahashii
Lineage: Eukaryota; Metazoa; Arthropoda; Insecta; Diptera; Drosophilidae
Source: RefSeq, a predicted model, not a curated record
AUGAAGUGGCUAAAUUACGCUGUGCAAAUAAUACUUUGGCUGCCAAGUUUUUUGGCGACCUAUAAUCCUUAUAAACUUAGUUUGGAAUUGCUUAAGCUAGAGCCAAUCUCUGGAUCUUAUACCAAAAACGAAGUAGCUUCUGUUGAGGAACUUUGGCUGGACCAAAAAGUUGACCAUUUCGAUAAACACAACAAUAAAACUUGGAAAAUGCGAUAUUUUCGUAAUGCGAAAUAUCACAAUCCCCAAGGACCCAUCUACAUAUUUGUCGGAGGUGAGUGGACCAUCAGUCCAGGAUUAAUGAGCACUGGUUUGACCCACGACAUGGCUGUGGAAAACUCUGGCAUGCUUUUCUACACCGAACAUCGCUAUUACGGAUUGAGCUUACCCUUUGGAGAAGAGAGUUUUAAACUGGAUAAUCUCAAGCAACUAAAUCUCCAUCAAUCAUUAGCUGACUUGGCUCACUUUAUACGCCAUCAGAAGUCGAAAAAUCCCAAAAUGAAAGACUCAAAAGUCAUUUUGGUUGGCGGCUCUUAUUCGGGAAGUUUGGUGGCCUGGAUGACUCAACUGUAUCCGGAUUUAAUAUCUGCCAGUUGGGCUUCCAGUGCUCCAUUAUUGGCCAAGGCGGAUUUUUAUGAGUACAUGGAAAUAGUCAGCGAUUCCAUUCAGCUAAGCUAUGGUCACAAUUGCUCUUUAAGAAUUGAAAAGGGUUUAAAAUUCUUGGUAAAACUAUUCGAUGACAAUCAAAUUCAGGAGCUGCUUUAUAAAUUCAAUGGCUGCGAGGACUAUAAUCCUAUGGAUACCCUGGAUAGGGCAGCUUUCUUUAAUGGUCUGGGCAACUAUUUUGCUUUGGUAGUGCAAAGUUAUGGUGCUUAUAUACCCCGCCUGUGUGAGACUUUAAUGUCUUUGGACUCCAAUGAUGAAGAGGCCUUUUUAAAAUUCUUGGAACUACUUUAUUCGGAAGGCCGGCGUUCCAGUGAUUGCCAGGACUUUGGUUACUCGUCCAUGCUGCAACUUUUCAGCGAGGAUGCAGAUCAAAGUAGUGGAACUCGUGCUUGGUUCUACCAAACCUGCAAUGAAUUUGGCUGGUACACGACCACAAAAUCGAAAUCCUCUGCGAACGAAGCCUUUGCCAAUCAGGUGCCCUUGUCCUACUUCGAAAAACUUUGCCACGAUGCGUUCGGAACGGAGCAGACGGCCCAGAAAUUGGCCGACGGCGUUGAGCAGACGAAUAGGAAAUUCGGCGGAAACGGGUUCAAUCAGAGCGAGCGUUAUGCUCAGGUAAUCUUCACGCAUGGCCAACUGGAUCCGUGGCGUGCUCUGGGCCAGCAAAAGGGCCAACAGGCUAUUGUCCUGACGGGCCACUCGCAUGUGGAGGAUUUGGCCAGCAUCCGGGUAACGGACAGCGUGCAGAUGAAUCUGGCCAAGCUGCGUGUGAUGUCCUUUCUGCGACGCCACAUAUGA